UUUGACAUUUCUUUAAAAUUGGCGUAAAAAAAUUUUUCUUAUUUAAAUUUUUGGAAUAAAAAAAAAUUUUAGUAAAACCAAAAUGACGAGUAACGAAGAAAGUGGAUGUCCAAAAUUACCAUGGAUGGUAGAAUUUCAUAGCACAAUAGACGGAAAAAUCCUGAAUUACCAAUUUGAUGCCGCAUACGCAGACGAUCACAUAGAACAUUUAUGUCGUUUAAACGUCGAUUCUUUAUUGCCCACGUGGAGAUUAUGUGGGAUUAUGUGUUCCAUCGGUCCAAGUUGUAACGACCCAGAAGUCCUACUAAACAUGAUGAAAGCUGGAAUGACCAUGGCUUACAUCAAAAUGGCCCACACGACACUCGACGGAGUCAAAGACACCUUAAAAAACAUCAAAAUCGCUCAAAAUCGAUAUUGCAAAGCGCAAAAACGAGCCGUUAGCAUUGGAAUUGGGAUUGAAAUAAAAGGACCAGAAAUCAGAACUGGAAUUAUUGAAGAUCCUGAUGUUAAAGACAUCGAACUUAAAGAAGGUGACGAAACAUCAUUAACAACGGAUCCAAUGUACGAACAAUUCGUCAGCAAAGAUAUGAUUUAUGUUAAUUAUGAUAAAUUAACACAAGUUGUUGAACCGGGGGAUAAAAUUUUAAUAAGCGACUCUGAAAAUGGAAGUGUUACUUUAUCUGCAAUUGAAAUAGUUGGAAGUAUUAUUCGAUGCCUGAUUGAAAACGCCGGGACAAUAGCUAAUAAUGCUAGCGUCUCUUUAGAGGCGGCGAUUGAUUUACCACUAUUGUCAGAAGAAGAUGAAGAAGUUUUGCAAUUCGCCGCAAAGGAACGAAUUUCAUAUAUUUUUAUUCCAUACGCUGAAAGAGCCGAUAUUUUAACUCAAGUUAGAAAUACCUUAGGUGAUAAUGGAAAAGCAACGAUGAUAAUCUCAAAAAUUGAAAACUUAGCUGGAAUUUAUAACAUAGACGAACUUAUCCCUGCUUCUGAUGGAGUAUUAGUAUCAAGAUGCGCGUUAGGUCGCGAAAUUCCAUUUGAAAAAAUGAUUCUAGUCCAAAAAAUGAUCGUUGGAAAAUGUAACAAAAACGGUCUCCCCGUUAUAAUCGCCCCCCAUAUGCUCCAAUCGAUGGUUAAACAACCAACACCAACCAACGCAGAACUUAGCGAUAUCACAAGUUGUAUAGCGGACGGAGUAGAUGCUUUUGCUUUGACGAAAGAAACAGCGAUUGGGCCAUAUCCCGUUGAAUCAGUCGAUAAAUUAAACGUAAUUUGUCGACACGCUGAGCCGUUAGUGUAUCAAAAACAAUUAUUUGGCGAUUUAACAAAAACCGUGUCUCCAAUUGAGCCGAUUUAUGCGAUUGCAAUCGCCGCCGUUGAAGCUUCUUUAAAAGUAAAUGCGGCGGGGAUUGUUGUUACUUCAGUUACGGGGAGAUCGGCGAAACUUAUAUCGAGAUUUCGACCUAGAUGCCCAAUUAUUACCGUUACAAGACAUGGUCAUGUCGCUAGGUUUUUAAAUUUGUGGAGGGGUGUUUUUCCUAUUCAAUAUAUAAAGAGAUAUGACGAAGAUUGGUGUAAAGAUAUCGAAAGAAGAGUGCAAUAUGGGUUAACCUACGGAAAAUUGGCUGGAUAUGUAAGAACUGGAGAUGCUGUCGUGUUAAUAACAGGAUCAAGAACUGGUGCUGGGUUUACUAACUCAUUGAAGAUCGUUUAUGCAUCCGAAUAUGAUUGUCCUAAUUAAUUAAAAAAACUAAGUGUUAAAAGUAUUUGUAAUAUCAACCAAGUUAUAGUCUAGAAAUCUGUGUUAAUAAAAACUAUAAUUGUCUUGCUAAAAUUAA
Messenger RNA from Onthophagus taurus, 1835 nucleotides. RefSeq names its product pyruvate kinase-like. Gene Ontology annotation, molecular function: magnesium ion binding; potassium ion binding; pyruvate kinase activity. Lineage: Eukaryota; Metazoa; Arthropoda; Insecta; Coleoptera; Scarabaeidae. The record is from RefSeq and is a predicted model, not a curated record. Gene Ontology annotation, biological process: glycolytic process.